UGUCAUAAUUGUCAAAAAUCUCGAUUUUCCUGUUUCCUUCGAUGAAAUUUUUCGCGAUUUCUGCAAAACAAAAAUAACUCGUAAUACGACUUGUAGGAGUUGUAGUAAGUAAAGGAAAGGACUUAUAUUCAUCAUGUAUCGUCUACGAACGGUGUUGAAUGUUUUGCAAAAAGUACAAUCAGCACCCAACGCUGUGCGUAUGAGCAGUGCUUCAAACACAACGAUGGAUACGACGUACAUGGAAAUUCCUGUUUACGACAUCAACAAGCCACAAACUUUACAAAAACGCAAGGCAAGACUUCAUUAUCAAUCUCGCAAAAGAGGAAUGCUUGAAAAUGAUCUUCUACUGAGUACAUUUGCAAAGAAAUUCCUGGAUGGAUUUAAUGAAGAGCAGACUAUGAUGUAUGAUCGCUUAAUCAAUUCUCCCAGCAACGACUGGGACAUAUUCCACUGGAUUGUAGAAAAGAAACCAACUCCAAGUGAAUUUGAUAAUGAAAUAAUGGAUUUGCUCAAGAAGCAUGCUAAGAAUGAAAACCGGGAGUCAUUGAGACAGCCUAAUCUACACUAAACCAAAAUGUUACAUACAUCAUCUUAAUAGUUUUAAUAGUUGUUGAAUUUUUUGAUAAGUAGGUAGUUGAAUGGUAUUAAUUUCAGUAUUGUAGUUUUAACAAUGAUAAAUAAUGAAUAUUAAUUGUAUUUAACAGCAUUU
This is a messenger RNA of Ostrinia furnacalis (Asian corn borer), 709 nucleotides long. Its product is annotated as succinate dehydrogenase assembly factor 2-B, mitochondrial. The transcript has 3 exons. The record is from RefSeq and is a predicted model, not a curated record. Gene Ontology annotation, cellular component: mitochondrion. Gene Ontology annotation, biological process: mitochondrial respiratory chain complex II assembly; protein-FAD linkage; mitochondrial electron transport, succinate to ubiquinone. Lineage: Eukaryota; Metazoa; Arthropoda; Insecta; Lepidoptera; Crambidae. The coding region runs from base 134 to 568 and encodes 144 amino acids.